CACGACAGUCGUGACAGAAAAUUGAGUCAGUUCCGCAAGCAGACCGCGAAAGGAGUCGUGUCUCUGUUCCGUUUGGAAUUACAAAGUAACUUCUUAUAUGAUGGCGUCCGCGAAGAGAAAGCAAGACGAGAAGAAUUUGAAAAUAUUACGCGAGCUGGUCUCGCAACCCGGUAACAAAGAAUGUUUCGACUGCCAUCAACGAGGCCCGACUUACGUCAACAUGACAAUCGGUUCAUUUGUCUGUACCUCUUGUUCUGGUAUGCUGCGGGGCUUGACACCACCACAUAGAGUAAAGUCUAUUUCUAUGGCGACAUUUACACAAGAGGAAAUAGAUUUUAUAAGAGAACGUGGUAACGAAUACUGCAGAAGAAUAUGGUUAGGCUUGAUGAAUCCAAAUUCCUCUCAAACUUUAGACACAAAAGACGAACAAAAAAUGAAAGAUUUAAUGAGUGCAAAAUAUGAACUUAAGAGAUACUACUUGGAUCCGUCCAUGGCAAAUCAAAAAUCACAAUUGCCAAAUCAAUCAAACAUUCCAAGGGUUCCACAUUCUGGGACGUCCACUUUAUCUCCUAUACCAAUGCAGAAAACAAAUAAUUCCGAGUCGGUUAACUCCAAUAACUUUUCGACAGAUUUUGUAGCUGAUUUCAGCAAAGUUCCUGAUCCAUUUAUUACUACUACAACACCUGCAAACAAACUCAGUCAACCUAUUGUACCUCAGCCAUUUUUCGCUAACUUUGACAACAAUCCUAUUUUUAAUAGUCCAAAAAAUGCAAAUAUCGAAUCGUCAAGUCCAUUUAAUCAGACUACAGGAAAUUCUCUGAGUACAACAAACGCAAACGGAGCGUAUAUGCCACCAUCGGAAGAUCGUUACGCGGCACUGAAAGACUUAGAUUCAUUAAUGAAACAAACCCAACUGAAAGAUGAUAGUGGUACAACAACAAACACGCCUACAUGGAACGCUAAUAAUGCUACAAAUUCAAUCUGGAAUGUAGGAAAUCAAACUACGCAUGUAAUCUCGAAUCCUUUUGCGAGUGGUGAUCUAUGGCGACCAUCAGCCAACGUAGUCAAUAAUAAUAAUUCUCAGUCAAUUGAUACCUCCCUAUGUAAUCCUAUUAAUCCAUUUAAGCCAGUACAAUUUCCUAUGAACAAUGAUCCCCAAUGGGUAGGUAUCGGACCGUCGACGCUGGACCUGUCAGGUAACAGAGAUGUAAUUCAGUUUAGUCAAUUAAUGACGAACAAAGUGUGGCAACCCACUCUUCCAGCAUAUCAUGCAAAUCCUUUUAUGGUUGGUUCUGGUGUGAGCAACAUGACAAGAAAUUCGAACAAUCCUUUCUUAUGAUUAAGUAAGCAUAAGCUUUUAAUGGAGUUACGAACAAAUAAUGCAGACCUAAAAUAUGUUUAGAUUAGGACAAUUGUUUAUAUACGUGACCUUAUUGGCAAUUAGUGCCAUUAACUUUUAUCCCCAGGAGCACCAAUCUCUUAUUCAUAUAACUAAAUAAUACUUUUAUUUAUGAAUAUAAUAUACACGUUAAAUAAAGAUUAAUAUUUGUUACCAACUA
Molecule: messenger RNA, 1559 nt
Organism: Hylaeus anthracinus
Lineage: Eukaryota; Metazoa; Arthropoda; Insecta; Hymenoptera; Colletidae
Gene: drongo
Product: arf-GAP domain and FG repeat-containing protein 1
Exons: 6
Coding region: 98-1339 (413 amino acids)
Molecular function (GO): GTPase activator activity
Source: RefSeq, a predicted model, not a curated record